AUGACAUUUCAUGAGAGUGUUGAGAGUGAUUAGAGUCUAGACUUCUGGAUCGCUGCAAAAAUGUCUUUAACUAAAAUAUUUUCAUUGAAAUGUUUUGUAACACAAUAUCUGUUGGCGUUUAUUGGGCUUUAUUUGGCGGUUAACGUGAGCUGUUGUUUCGGAGGUCUGGUCUCAUGGGUGGGCCGUAUGUUUGUGGUGUCGGCACUGGCCUGGGGUCUCACCAAAAAGAUCCGCAAACGCCUUAAUAAAGAGUUUCUAACUUCAUAUAAAAGAGCCGUUUUAGUAACAGGCUGUGGAAGUGGUUUCGGUAAUGCCUUAGCCCUGAAACUCAAUGAACACGGAUUCCGAGUCUACGCCACGGUUUUGGACACAGAGAGUGAAGGCGCGAAGAAACUCAUAUCUGGACAACGAUUUGAAGGCAAAACCAAA
This is a messenger RNA of Oppiella nova, 429 nucleotides long. Lineage: Eukaryota; Metazoa; Arthropoda; Arachnida; Sarcoptiformes; Oppiidae. The record is from the annotation of a GenBank genome assembly.